UGUAAGCAUGAUGUUGCCUGGGUAAUCAGCGGAGGACGUUAGGAGACAGAGACCUACAACCAGCUGAAGGCAGGUGAAGCACGCAGGACAGCCACACCUCAUGCGUGGGCUCAGAAAAGGUCCGAGUGGAUACGGGUCAGACAAACAUGGGUGUGCUCCAGCUCCACAAUCCCACUCACCCCAGCACGCUUCUGCAGCGGGCCAAUCAGAUGCGUCUGACCGGCACCUUGUGUGAUGUCAUCAUCACAGUGGACGGCCAGGAGUUCCCGGCGCACCGAACCGUCCUGGCCUGCACCAGUAAAAUGUUCGAGAUCUUGUUCCACCGCAGCAGCUUGCGCUACGCCCUGGACUUCCUGUCCCCCAAGACCUUCCAGCAGAUCCUGGAGUACGCCUACACCGCCUCGCUCCAGGCCACAGCCGAGGACCUGGACGACCUGCUGUACGCCGCUGAGAUCCUGGAGAUAGAGUACCUGGAGGAGCAGUGUCUGAAAGUGCUGGAGACCAUCCAGGCGGAGGAGACGGAGGAGGUGGCAACGAGGACUCACAGCUCUGGAGACCACAGUGACCACAGCCGGGCCAGACACUGGAGGCACAUGUUGAUGUCCAAGAAGCAUUCCAUACAGGAUGGACCCAACCGCAUCACUCCCACCGCCCUGCACCACCUGGCGCUGUACCACAUGACAGAGGGAGGCUCUCCUGGCCCAGAGUCCGAGGCGCCUCCUAAAUUGAGCCCCAAGAUGGACACGGAGGUCGACAUGGAGAACUCCCAGCAGCCUCAGCGCCACAGUGCAGAGUUAUCCCAGGCCUCAUCCCUGGAUCCCGGCAGAAGUAUAAAAUCGGAGAGCAUGCAGGUGGAUGAUGCCAACGGCUGCGAGGCCAGGUCCUCCAGCACCGGUGAGGGAAGCUGCAUGUCCGACCAGCCCAGAGACGAGGGCCCGGGGACACCCCUGAGAGGCAGCGUGAUCACCAGCGCCCGAGAGCUGCACACAGGCCCCGAAGAUGGAGGACAAGUGGCGGGGAACUCUCCCGACUCUUUCCCCGGGAUCUCUGAGAAGCAUCUGUCCUCCAUAUACUCUGCACCCUCCAACCACACAGGGGAGGGGAUGCUGCCAGUGUCCGUUUCAGUGGCCCCGUCCCUGGGCGUGCCGCUGGACCCGAGGGCCUACAGCGGCCUGCUGCACCAAGGCUUGCUGCACAGGGAGCUCCUCAGCAGGCUGGGCCAGUUUGCUGCAGGGAUGAGGCACGAGGGCCAGGCUCAAGGCCAGCAGUGUUGUGGCGAGUGCGGGCUUCAGCUGCACAGCAGGCAGGCCAUGGAGCAGCACAGGAGGCUGCAUAACGAGGAGAAAGGCCACGGCUGUGAAUAUUGUGGCAAACACUUCCAGGACAGCAUGCGGCUAAGGAUGCACAUGCUGUCUCACACAGCUCCUGCAGAGGCGCUGGUGUGUGAUCAGUGUGGAGCAACAUUCUCCUCAGAGGAUGCUCUGGAAGCCCACAGGCAAACACACACAGGGACUGACAUGGCGGUGUUCUGUCUGCUGUGUGCAAAGCGCUUCCAGACCCAGAAGGCCCUGCAGCAGCACAUGGAGGUCCAUGCAGGCAUGCACAGCUACAUCUGUAGCCACUGUGAGCGCCCCUUCCCCAGCCACACUACUCUCAAAAGACACUUGCGCUCGCACACGGGCGAUCACCCGUUUGAGUGUGAAUUCUGCGGGAGCUGUUUCAGAGACGACGGCACACUGAGGGGCCAUAAACGCAUCCACACAGGAGAGAAGCCUUACGAGUGCAACGGCUGCGGGAAGAGGUUCAGCCUCAAGCACCAGCUAGAAACACACUACCGUGUACAUACAGGUGAGAAGCCAUUUGAGUGUAAGCUGUGUCACCAACGGUCCAGAGACUACUCGGCUAUGAUCAAGCACCUGCGCACUCACAACGGAGCGUCUCCGUACCAGUGCACCAUCUGCCAGGACUUCUGCCCGAGCCUGGCCGCCAUGCAGAAGCACAUGAAGGGCCACAAACCAGAGGAUGUGCCGGCGGACUGGAGGAUAGAAAAGACUUAUCUGUACGUCUGUUACGUCUGAGCAGGACUUGGACCCCACGCGCACACACACACACACACACACUGUCACUGUUGGGUGAAAACCUCGUAACUCCAGUGUUGCUGUUUUUUUUAUGCUGAAAGAUCACAUGUCUCUUAAUGGGUUUAAAGGUGCAAUUUGUAAUCACUGGCCACAUGCUCCCAAAAAAAAGAGGGAGCAGUGUUUCUCCCUGUGCAAGUAAUGCACGACUUCAUAAACUCAGCUAUGACACUCGUCAAGAUUGUGUACAGUUAGACACAUUGUUCUCUGUGCGCACCACUGAGUCCGCCAGGACUCUAAGGACUAAACCAAUGCAACAGUCCCUUAAAUGCAGAAUCUCAGUUUGAGUGUGGGUGUUAAUUUUAACUUUACUUGUAAACUAAAGCUGCUAACCGCUGUACAGCUAACAUUGUAGCUGCAUCUACUUCUUCGUCCUCUGUGAGGACAGACUAGAUGCUUCAAUGACUCACUGCCGCCUCUCGAAGCGAUAUUACAAGAUGCUACGGGCCGAGGCUAGCUGAUUAGCAUGCUAAUUUCAGCAACAGAAUACAUUGAAUAUUCUAACAUAACGGUGACGGGUAAUUCUGUUGAUGAUGUUAAUUCAUUUUUAGAAUGUUUAAAACUAAACAUCUUGCCAAAUCUUCCAAAUUGCACCUUUAAAAAAAUAUUCACUCUUUUUGGAUAAACUGAAAAAUGCUUUGUGGGAAGCUGUCAUUCUGGGAGAUACAAGGUUUUUACCUAACAACAGAGACAUGUAAGCACGAAUACAAAUGUGUGUACACACUAGGGCUGCAACUAGGGAUACACCGAUAUAUCAGAUGUUUAUCUGACAAAACAAUCCUUUAAAACAGUUGUUAGAAAUGAAAAUAUCUUUGUUUCCCUUGCAGAAAGGGAUAUUAAAUAGGGAUGUCCAUAUCAGGCUUCAUGAACCAGUUGUUUAUUAGUUGCAUAUGUUGACCCCACUAGUUGGCGCUAUUGGUUUAAAGAAAAGGGCUCAAGGAAUCACAUGCUUUCAACUAGUUUUGGAACAAGUACAAAAUUCCAUGACUUGAGUCAAAGUACAGCUACUUCUACGAACGUAGUCAAAAAGUACCUUUUUUUCUUUUAAUGCUCUGAAACAACCAACUGAAUGCACUGACUGGCUUGUGGAACUUGUAGAAUUGGCUUUUACUCAUGAAGGUUUCAUUGUAGUUGUCGUCAACCCGAGUAAUUAUACAACUUCACCUGGUUCACUUCACUGUCUCCUCUCUGCUCUGCUGUUUUUGCUGUAUGUGUGUGUGUGUGUGUGUGUGUGUGUGUGUGUGUGUGUGUGUGUGUGUACAGUAUGUGGAGGAGCUCAGCCCACAGCCACAGAGGAGAUGCUGCAGUGUGACAGUAAAUUACACCUUAACAUAACCAAGUACAAAUAAAAGAACCAGCAGCUUUGGAGCUUAUCUAUUCGACAGUCUUUAAUUAUUUAGCCCUGUUUAAUUCUGGGUUUUGGCACAUUUUAGAAAAGGAAAGUCAAAGUAACAAGUACUUUGGAACCUUCAUGGAAAUACAGCCAAAAGAGUCAAAAGUACAACAUUUGUAUUUAAAAUGUAUCGGAGUAAAGUUUCCCAAAAAAAUGUAUAAUCAAGUUCAUUACAGAUGCUUGAAAAUGUAUUUUGUUUCUGUCGACCCCUGCUUUCAGUCCUUUGUUGAACAAAGGUCGCCAUCUAGUGGGCUCAGAACAUAAAAUGGUUCAUGAAGCUUCUUUGGCCAACAUGAGAAAUGAAAAAAUAAAAAUAAGAACAACAACAAUAAACAUCAGUGUUGGCAUCGACUAGCAGACAAAUGGUUAUUUUAAAUGUCCAGAAUUUCACAAUGGGUGCAUCCCUAGCUGCAACUAAUGAUUAGUGUCAUUGUCAAUUUUUACUACUAAGUGAUGAAUCAUUUAGUCUGAAAAAUGUGGGAAAAGUAGUCACAUUUUGGUGACAAGCUGAAAUCUAUAAAUAACUAACAAUCCAGUCUGAAAGGAUUUAGUUUACAAUGAUAUAAAACAGAGAAAAGCAGCAAAUUCUCACAUAUUGAGAAGCAGGAAACUAAAUAUUAAGCAUUUCCCCUGAAAAAUAAACUCAGAAUUGAGUUUCCUGACGACUUUUUGUUUCAGCCCUAGUGCACACUCACAUACACACACUCUCCCUCAUGCACACACGCAGUUUUGAUAACUGUAUCUCUAAUGGAUCCACUGUGGUUAAAAUCGAAGCCACAAUGGCUCGCCUGCUGACCUGUGUGUGUAGCAGGAGCUUUUUGAUUGAUUGAUUGAUUGAUUGCUAAACCAUCAGGCAACAUGAGUCAUCUUCUAUGAUUGUGCAGUAGAUGUUGAAAAUAAUUCCACGAAGGCUUGAUUGGCUGAACUUUGCAACACCAUCUCUCUCCUAAAUUCCUGUGACUUCUCAGUUUUAUUUUCUGCUGUUGGAUUUUUAUUUUGGAGUUGUUUAUUUUCUGCAUGUUUUACUUGAAUGGCUGCCACGUUUUGACCUCACAAGCUUGAUCUCUUUAAUUGCCUUGUCUUUCUUGCAGUGGGUGUUAUUGUUUCGAGGUAGCUGGCUUACAAUUUGAGUUUCUCUUGCAAUGUAAUAGGUUUUGCUAUUUAUAUGUUGUUUAUUUGUUACCAAAUAUGUGCUGGUUUUCAUCACACAGUCUGUGUCUCUUGGGAUGAUUUCUAGUAGAGCGAGCUCUACCUCUCCUCACUUUUAAACCCUACUGCAAAUUAUUCAGUCAUCAGUAGUUUUAAUUUUCUAACAAAUGCAUCAUAAUUUAAAUGGACAAACAGUGUGUAAAAAAACAGCCUCAACAUGGCUUUUAUGUGUAGUUUCUUUUUUUAUCAUUAACUAUAUAUAGAUGUCUUAUAAAAUCACAGAAUCAGAAUUUUCUAGGAGAAAAUUGAAGAAAAUAUGAAAAGAAGUCGUCGUUUUUUGUUUUUUUUACAAAAGCCUGAAAAGAAAAUUCUGACAUUGAAUCACUAUGAGCAGGUUAUCGUCAGUCGUAGUGUAGCUGUAAUGUACAAUGUCACGGUAUGUUAUUCCCUUAUGUGAGCCUAACACAGGCCUUAUAGAUUUAAACAUGUUGUAUUUUUGUAUUACAGUAAUUUGCUAUCUGUUUACAUUUGGUAUGAUUUGAGAAACAUCUUAAUGUGUGUGUUUUAUAAGUCUCUGAUUUGAUUAAGAUCCCUCCCUUGUGCCUCUUUUAUAAGUAGAGCAUUGAUGUGCUUGAGUACAUGGGUCUGUGCUAUUGGUAGUUGUUUCUGGGUGUUUGUUUAUUGUUACUUAAUUAAAGAUAGACUGCCAUGUAGAUCCACUUUGUCUGAACAUUGCAACUGGAAGCAACAUACUGUGAUAGUGGCUGAUACUCUGAGACAAGCGUGUACUUUUUACAUCACAAUUGCUUGGAACUUGCAUCAAAUUGUUCCCUUCAAAGUGACAAUGGACUGAGAUCUUUGGAUGAAAACAGUGUGUAAAGCGAAUCUUGGCGUCCUUGGGCAUAACCAAUGCCUUCUUAAGUAG
Molecule: messenger RNA, 5602 nt
Organism: Centropristis striata (black sea bass)
Lineage: Eukaryota; Metazoa; Chordata; Actinopteri; Perciformes; Serranidae
Gene: zbtb16b
Product: zinc finger and BTB domain containing 16b
Exons: 7
Coding region: 147-2078 (643 amino acids)
Biological process (GO): negative regulation of transcription by RNA polymerase II; regulation of cytokine production; regulation of immune system process
Molecular function (GO): protein binding
Source: RefSeq, a predicted model, not a curated record